Anoplopoma fimbria (sablefish) is the source of this 824-nucleotide messenger RNA. RefSeq names its product tetraspanin-8-like. Lineage: Eukaryota; Metazoa; Chordata; Actinopteri; Perciformes; Anoplopomatidae. The coding region runs from base 1 to 798 and encodes 265 amino acids. Gene Ontology annotation, cellular component: membrane. The transcript has 9 exons. The record is from RefSeq and is a predicted model, not a curated record.
AUGGGGAAAGUGAACGUCUGCUUGAAACGGAGUUACAUUAUCGUGAUAUGUUUGAUUGCGAUACUGGGUGCCCUGAUGUUGGCAUUCACUCUGUUAAGCCAUGGACUCUUACACGAAGAAGAUGAGAUAGAGUCGACACUCCCAGUCAUACAUGGAAUGUAUGUUCUUUCCAUCAUAACCCCGAUCCUGACCAUCAUUGGUCUUUAUGGUGCUUGCAAAGAGAAGAAGUGGGCACUUAUGAUGUUUGCAGUUGUAAUGAUCCUCGGCAGUCUGUUUUGGAUCACAUGUGAUAUUCUACUACUGGCUCUGCGGCCAAUGGUGGCUGAAGUUCAGAAGAGUGAUUACCUACAACUGCUGCCACUGAAUAAUCCUAGUGAGGUUGCUACUGACAGGAUGAAGGCUGCACAGAUUGAAUUUCAGUGCUGUGGACUGGAUCAGGGCUACCUGGAUUGGGGCUACAACAUCCCAGAAUCCUGCCUGUGCACCAAGGAGCCCACUAAUCCAUGUGUGGCAGCUCCCAGAAACAGCAGCCUGUCUGAGCACCUGGUCGAUGACCAGCACAUCAUGAUUUAUAAAGAGUCAUGCCUUCCAUACAUGACUGCUCAUAUGAUGAUGAUCAUAGACUCUGCAAUGGGCAUAAUCCUGGGAGUCACAUUAUUGUGGGUGUUGUCAGUGGUGUUGUGUAUUCUCAUCUUGUGUCGGCUGAAUAAGAAGGAAGACAUCCCGGUGGUGGUCUACAGUCCAGAGGCCAAAGCAGGCAACCACUCGCCUCUCACAGACGCUGUAGAGAAUGCCUGAUUGGUAUUGGUACAAGGAUACAAAGU